CGUCGCCUAUAUACAUGAGCAGUACCAUGGACAUAACAGAGUAUACUGUUUCGCCCAUGAUACCCCCCAUGCGUUGCCAUUCCUGAGGACUCGGAUGUUAUUCCUCUGUACCCAGUAAAUUCACGCCAUAUCCCACUCUUUAAACCGAAACACAGCCAUGCAAACACAACUGCUUCACGGUUGAAACACGAAUGGGGCAGAGGUACCCAUGCAAUCGACUUUUGUACAAAGUCUCCCUCUUGUAUUUGCUCGGGAAAUCUAUUAUUAAUUACGAAACGCUAUUCUUGCUUUUAUUUUUUUAAUUUAUACCUAUUGUACAGUUAUUAUGUACAGAUAUUAAAAAAGGUUGUAAGACUCUUAGAUUAAGGAUAGAUUUGCGAUAUAACUGGUCUAAUAUUGACAGCGCAUAGAAAUAUAUAAACAUUAAUUGGCAGAUGUAAUGAUGAUAAAUAUUUGAAAGCACAAUUUACAUAAGUCACGAAAAUAAAAUAUAAAACCAAAACAAGUUUAUUUGGGCAAAUUAUGUAAAAUUUGAAAUCAGAGUAAAAAAGGAAAUUAUUGAAUCAAUUUAUAUUGUAGGAAGAAAAACGUGGAUGGAUUUUCUUGAUUCGCUCGAUUUAGAAACAACCCAUAAAAAAACGAAAAGGGUCAAAUCAUGGUACUUAUAUGAGCAAUUUAAAUCUCUGGAAAGAAAUCAGUUGGACGCUGCUCAGCAACUGAAAGACAGGUCCUACCAGGAGAGAAUCCUACGUCGGGAGCUAUGUGAAAGAAAAGCUAGACGAAGGCUCUAUGAUCAAUUUGGACUAUGUACUUUUGAACCUAAAACAGAGAAGAGCAUUAAAAGCGAAGGAACAAAAACAUCAUUUAAUCAGAGCCACGAUGAUUUUUUCGCAAGUUUUUGCGAACUUGAAGACGACUAUCUCAGUGAAGCCACCGAGCACGAUUUGGAAGACUCCGACAAUUUAAAUCAAGAUGGCUCUCAAGUUGGCACACCGAAUGUGGAAGAAUUCAAAAGUAUAGAAGAUAUAAGAAACGAUAACAGCAUCGAGGAAAGCAUUACUAGUGUUGUCAAGAAUCUCAACAUCAAAGAGGGAAAUUUGGCUGACGAUAUAAAGGAGGAGCUCGAAUCUGUAAAGAGAAAUAUAGCUGAAAAUAUCAGUAUGCAAAAAGGAACUGUGAAAGCGAGUUUGCAGUGCAUAGAAAAUUAUACCAAGAUAUGUGACGAUGACAAGACUCCUACAGACAGAAGUCAGACAACGAUGGAAAUGCCUAAAGUGAAGAAUAGGAGAGAGCAUGUUCGCACAAACGAUUACGACAAUAACUUGUUUAUCAUGUGGUCAAAAUUGGUUUCAUUUGCUUAUCAAAUUAUUCAACUGAAUCACGGUAAUUGCUAUUAUGACUACGGCUCCCAAUUUCUGACCGCUGUACUUGCUUGCGAUGUCCUGCGGAGGGGCAUCAACCAAAUGUGUCAUAUUUUGCAGCCUUACGUUUCUCCGAUAAAGUAUGCUACUGAGGGAUCAGACACUUUCUCCGUCGGUCACAAAACUGAGAAAAGGAAAACGUCCACAAUUGUGAAAAAAUUGAAAAACAUGACACAACGAAAGCUACAACCUUAUCGACGAAAAGAAAAUGAAUUGUCUCUUGAUAAAAAGUAUUAUUCGGAACAUUGUCCAAAAUACGUGUUCGCAUAUCAAAGCAACAGAAAUCGGAGAGCCAGCGAACCAUGGCGUAGUAAAACUAAGUUUUCAUCCAGUAAGCGAGAUUCCAGUUUCACUCGUAGAUCUUCUACAAUAUGGCCGGAUAUUUCAAGAGAAUAUUUAACAGCAGGUUGCAACUGUUCCUGUCAUACGUUAAGGGAUCCAAUGAUAAAUAUAGCUCGCUAUAUAGAUAGUAUAUUGACAGACAUCGAGGAUUGCAAUCACGAAGAAAAUUGUUUGUGCAACUAAUUUUGUAUAUCACGGGUUUACUAUAUUUAUACUUUUUUUUUUAUUAAUGUUUGUUAUAUUCUUUUUUAUUUUAUAUUACAAUUUUAAUAAUAGUUUUAUUUAUUUAUUUAUAAAAGACACACCAACAAUAUGCUCACAAUAAUUAAGUAGACAAUAUACAAUGUUAUUAGUAAGUAAAAGAGAAAAACUACUAUUAAAAAAUGCUUAAAUCAAAGUUUGAACAAAAAAUCUUACUCCUCACUGCCAAGCUUAAGGCUAUAUGAACAUAUCAAUUAAAGGUGUAUACAGUUUUUGUAGGAUUAUACACCUAUUCGUAUUUCUUUAUCAAACAAAUUUGUUUUAAAGUUUAAAUAAGCGCUGUUACAUUUGUCUUAGAGGCCAACUUAUAAAGGUAAUUUCAAAAAUAUAGAAUUAUAAAAUUUUUAUAAGUCGUCGAUAAAUGAGAUCGAUUCCCAUCGAUCUAAUUC
Galleria mellonella (greater wax moth) is the source of this 2413-nucleotide messenger RNA. RefSeq lists its product as uncharacterized. The transcript is spliced from 5 exons. NCBI's taxonomy places the organism in Eukaryota, Metazoa, Arthropoda, Insecta, Lepidoptera, Pyralidae. The coding region runs from base 594 to 1946 and encodes 450 amino acids. The record is from RefSeq and is a predicted model, not a curated record.